GCGUAUGGAAUUAAAACACCGAGAGGAGGGAUUAAGCCCCAAAAACCAAAAAGAAACCUAGCCGCUUCCAAUGUCAAAACGCAUCGCACCGCCGUCGCAACCGCCGCCUAGACCGCUGAUAAAACAGCACUCGUGGUCGCCGGACGCGGAUCGCGAAGAGGCAUGGCUUCGGAGAAAGGUUAAACAGCCAUCGGGUCGAAUCGGGCGGAGUAAGAGCGUCACGGACGAAGAUCUGGAAGAGCUCAAAGGCUGCAUCGAGCUGGGUUUCGGAUUCGAGCCGGAUUCGCCGGAUUUGGAUCCGAGACUCUCGGAAACUCUGCCAGCUCUUGGGUUAUACUGCGCCGUCAACAAACAGUAUAGCAGUAGAUUGUCCCGGACUUCGUCUCUGUCGUCGAUCGCAUCGGAAGGUGAAGUAAGCAAUUCGAGCACGACGAUCGUCGAUCAAGGUGAUGAUCCGGAGACGAUGAAGCUGAGGCUGAAGCAAUGGGCUCAGGUGGUUGCUUGCUCGGUGCGGCAAUUCUCCGGCGAACCAAAUUGAUGUAACAAUAAUGAUUAAUGAAUGAAUAUCUUUUUCGAUUCUUUUUUUAAUUGAAUUAUCUCUUAAAAAAUAUUAUUGUUUGUCCGUUCUAAGGUGAUUGUACAGAGGAAUGACAGUUUUGUAAAAUAGCUGUGAUUUUAGAAAUUCAAUUUAGAAUCUAA
Molecule: messenger RNA, 699 nt
Organism: Eutrema salsugineum
Lineage: Eukaryota; Viridiplantae; Streptophyta; Magnoliopsida; Brassicales; Brassicaceae
Exons: 2
Coding region: 71-538 (155 amino acids)
Source: RefSeq, a predicted model, not a curated record